Molecule: messenger RNA, 768 nt
Organism: Adineta steineri
Lineage: Eukaryota; Metazoa; Rotifera; Eurotatoria; Adinetida; Adinetidae
Source: the annotation of a GenBank genome assembly
ACCACAACAACAACAACCACAACAACAACAACCACAACAACAACAAUGACAACAAAUCAAACAAUGAUAGUUUCAUCAUUAUCUAUCUUUGUCCCUUCAACAUGCACAUAUCCAUCCUAUAUUGGUUCUACAUGCAAUAUUUCUAGUGAUUCUUGUGCUAUGCUUGACCCUUGUCAAAAUGGAGGUACUUGUACGAAUAACAAUAAUGUUCCCAAUGGAUAUAGUUGUAUAUGCUUAAAUGGAUUUAAUGGUACUUAUUGUGAAGUUGAUACUCGACCAUGUAAACCAAAUACUUGUUGGUAUAAUGGUAGUUGUUCGAAUAGAUCUAAUAGUAAUUUUACAUGUGAAUGUCAAGACGGGUGGGAAGGUAUUCAUUGUGAAACAAUGAUGAAUUAUUGUGAAAAUGUAACAUGUGAGAAUGGUGGUAUAUGUCAAGGAUUAUUUCAAGAUUAUAAUUGUGAAUGUUUAAGUGCAAGUUAUUCUGGUCGUCACUGUGAGAUAACUACAAAAACAUUAGUUGCUCGAAAAGUUAUCUCAAAAUCAAUAGGUUAUAUAUGCAUGCUGUUGAUAAUAAGUUUUGUUAGUUUUAUUAUUAUACUUGAUAUAUUAAAAUAUGGUUUUCAUAUUGAUCCAGCUCGAACUGAACGUAAACGAAUACGACAGAAAAAAGGCAAAAAGAAGAAACGAAAGCCUGCUGUUACAAUACGUUUUCAAUAUACUGAAGCAGCAGUACUUUCUCAUUCUAAUGUAGCCGAGACAAUUGUUUGA